This is a messenger RNA of Cylas formicarius (sweet potato weevil), 570 nucleotides long. RefSeq lists its product as uncharacterized. Lineage: Eukaryota; Metazoa; Arthropoda; Insecta; Coleoptera; Brentidae. The record is from RefSeq and is a predicted model, not a curated record. Bases 1 to 570 code for a protein of 189 amino acids. The transcript has a single exon.
AUGCGGUUAAUAUCUGGUACAAUAAAAUCCACUCCGACCCAAUGGCUUCCGCUACUAAGUUUUAUACCACCUCCAGAACUACGACGGCAAAAUGCCUUACUGAAAACCUUUAAGAAGAUACAGAACAACCCUAACUUGCCAAUCCAGAAUGAAAUUGCUGAUGCCAACCGCAAUCGCUUGGGUUCGAGAAACCCGCCAACGAGAACAGCCGAAGAACUGAGGGCAAACGACUUCCAGUUAAACAAUCAGUGGAGCAACAUACAGAAUGAAGCCAUCCCAGCUAUCAGAGACAUGCCCGGUAUAAAUACUACCCCUCCGGGAUUUGACCUACCACGGAAGGUCUGGUCCACUCUAAACAGAAUAAGAACUGGGCAUGGAAACUGUGCAGUCUUCCGGUAUAAAUGGGACCAAACCCAAAGUCCCGAAUGUGACUGUGGUGCAGACAGGCAAACAAUCCAGCACAUUACAACCGAAUGUCCUAUAAGAAGAUACGACGGUGAUCCGGAGGACUUCCUGUGCGCGACUCCAGCAUCGAUUGAAUACAUCUAUAAUUUAGAUAUUAAAUUGUGA